AUGGCCGUGCUGUCGUGCAGCUUUGUGGUGAUGCCGGGCGGGCGGGAGGCCGGGCCAGCGGUGACAACGUCGAGGAAGGAUAAGGAGGAGGGCAGGACGGCGGUGGAGUCCACCGGGUCACUGGUCACCCUGGUGUUCCAUACGCUGGCUGGCUCGUCGACGACAGAUGCUGCGCUCCCGACGGAUGCGGUGAAGGCCGUAACGCGUCUGGUGUUCUGCACGUUGGGCAACAUCAAGAAAGCGCUGCAUUGUUGA
Molecule: messenger RNA, 255 nt
Organism: Miscanthus lutarioriparius
Lineage: Eukaryota; Viridiplantae; Streptophyta; Magnoliopsida; Poales; Poaceae
Source: the annotation of a GenBank genome assembly